Molecule: messenger RNA, 2994 nt
Organism: Tuber melanosporum (Perigord truffle)
Lineage: Eukaryota; Fungi; Ascomycota; Pezizomycetes; Pezizales; Tuberaceae
Exons: 3
Coding region: 348-2642 (764 amino acids)
Biological process (GO): small GTPase-mediated signal transduction
Cellular component (GO): cytoplasm
Molecular function (GO): GTPase activator activity
Source: RefSeq, a predicted model, not a curated record
CCCCUCGUCCCCUGUCUCACUUCUAUCCCUCCCUUCUCCGCUUCAACGAUACCAUUACACCCCUGUGCUGUGUCCGUGGUAUCGCCGCUUCAGUGCUGUUCCUACUGCUGCGGUAGUCUGUCCAGUUGCAUCCUUUUUGGGUUCUCAUCAAUUACGUCGUGUAACAAGGACAUAGCCCACGCUACCCCAGACCGAUCACCUGCAUACAUAUCGUGCACAAACUCCAUCCCAACCAGACGGUCAACACAUCUCUCACCUUCCUCUUUACCCCCUCCUCGUCCUCUACCCUCCCGCCCGAUUCCCUUCUUCUAAACAAGGCACAAAGCUUUAAAACGUGAACAACAACGAUGAGCCGCCGUUCUCCGCCUCCGGGCUCAUCGGCUCGCUCAACAUUCAAUAGGCUCAGGGACUCUAUGCCAGAUAGGUUCAACACCAUACAGAACAAAAUUGAGAGCAAAAUAGCCUGGGUUCCGGAUAAGCUAUCCCAGGUCCCGGACAAGCUGUCUCAAGUUCCCGACAAACUCUCCCAGGUCCCGGAUAAGUUCCAAGACUUCCGGCGCGAGACAUACAAUCAGCUACCCGGAAGCAUUUCCCCGCCUCCGGCAGCAAAGGCACCGGAAGAAGGGGAUCCCAAAUAUGAUCACGCCCUAGCCGGGUUGGCCGCGAAGAUUCUCUACAGGGCUGGUGCCUGUCCGGUUAGUGGCGGGCCGCUGUUAGUUCUCUGUGCGGCUAGUUUUCCGGACACUAGACAGGUGGAUUAUAACGAGCUAUUGCCAUACGUGCUGAGUAUUCUACCCGGAGACGACGAGCUCGGCGAGGAGAGUGAUGGUGGCGGAUAUUCUGUUGUGUUUUUCGCCGGUGGUGGCAGUGCCAACGUUGGCGGCAAAGAAGGAGGGGUGAAUGCGGGAAAAGGGAAUAGACCAUCUUGGGCGUGGACGUUACAGGCUUAUCAUCUGUUAGGGAGAGCCUUGAAGAAGAGAAUUCGAAAGCUAUGGGUUGUUCAUGAAAGGGCGUGGGUUAGGGUCAUCUUGGAAGUAAUGGCGGGGGUGGUAUCCGUCAAGUUCAGGGAGAAGGUCGUUCACCUAAACACCCUCACCGAUCUGGCAAACCAUAUCGACAUUACCCAACUUCACAUCCCUCCGGCGGUGUACCUACAUGAUCGAAAGCUUGCCGCAACAAUCUCAAUUCCGGACCCCCCCCCUCCAAUAUUUGGGUGCCCACCCUUCCAUACCGCUGCCAACCCACCACGAGUUGGCGAAAACAUGCCACUUCCACAAGUCUUGGUAGAUACUGCGCGUUAUUUGAGAUCACAGUGCUUAUGUGUGGAAGGACUUUUCCGAGUGACUCCGUCCCAGGCCCUGCUCGAUGUCGUCCGGGAAGCGUAUGACCGCAGGCAAUAUAUCAAAUGGGAUGAGUGGGGUCCACAUAUGGCAGCAGCUUUAGUUAAGCUAUAUUACCGCUCCCUUCCAGAGCCUCUUGUCCCGGUGAGGUUCUACCAGGAUUUGAUAUCAUUCGAAGAGGCGGGGCUUGGUGAUGAAAAGGCAUUCCUGAAGGUGAAGGAUCUGCUAGAGGAUGGCUUACCCAAGAGCAGUAGAGUCCUUCUAUUGCGGCAUCUAUUGCCUUUGCUCGCGCUGGUUGCACAGAAUUCGGCGGUAAACAAGAUGAGUCCAAUCAAUUUGGCCGUUUGCGUCGCGCCAAGUUUAUUAAAGUCGGAUGAUAUGAUGGCUGAUGCAAAAGCUUGUAAUGGCUUGAGGACUUUUAUCCAAAUAGCUAUCGAGAGGAUCGAAGAGCUGGCGCCGGAGCUGCCAAAUAGGGGCGGCCCGGUACGUCGUAGCAGCGGGAGCAGCUCAAGCUUGAUCGAGGUGCCGCCGCCCUCGGGGUCUCCCCCACCGUAUUCGAUGGGUAGUAUGCAGCCUGUUCAGAGGAAAAGGCUUCCGGGUAUCAUGGGCACGAAGGAAAUGGAGGGCGGAAUGACCGCUCGGAAACCGGUCUCCGGCAGUGCUUCUAGUUCGGUCACACAUCUCCCCCCAACUAGCGAACCGGAUGAGAGGCAAUUGAUUGAACCCGAAGAGCAAAGGGAAGAUACAAAACGCUCUCCCACUCCAGGACUCUCGGCCGAUGAGGAACUCCCCCGGAGGGGCUCCGCUCCGUCAAUCCCCACAAAAUCGAGUGAAGGGGCACUACAGAGGAAAGCAUCAUUCCAGAGUUUUACAAACAACCCACCCGAAAUAGGUCCGAAACCCCCAACCCUCACACCGUCAUCUUUGAUCCCCGACCCAUCAUCACCAUCACCCCACCUUUCUACAUCAUCAUCCCCUAUUACGAAGCCACCGCGUGUAAUACGCCGUGCAGCUUCUUCCACAUUCCCCUCGUCAUCACUGCGCUCCUCGUCGUUUUCAUCCCCAUCCGUCGCCGAUAUCGCCAACUCGCUAAAUCAAUCCCAGGUACAGAAGAACGUCCAGCUCAAGAGCCGGACACCACCGCCCCCGACUAUGCAGAGGGCGAAAACUGAGGUUGGAAGUAUGAAGGGACGAGGUAAAGUUGUCGAGGAGUUGAGGGCUUUGUACGAGGAACGGGCCAAAGGUGUUGAAGUGCUUGUUAGAAACACACCUAGCAGGCUUAAGGGGAGGGGGGGGCAGUGAUCCAAGUCGGUUGGGCUAAGAUGGCAUGAGCGAACGAUGGAUUGGUGUUUUCAGUUUGGUCUGUUUUACUUUUUCUUUUUAUGCCUUAAUAUCCCCGUCUCAAGCGUUCAUGAUCGCGAUGCACUGCAAAUUGUGUGAUAUGGUGUUUGAUGGUGGCGGUAGGAUUGCAGUUCAUGCGGAGGUAAUGAGAAUCUGGAAGAGGGAGACGGGGUGGUUAUGCACUCUUUUAUUAUGUUUAGCUACUGCUCACUUGUGAUUCGUCGGCGUGCACGGUCUGUUCGAGUUUCUACCCUGUUAUUAGUAGAGGGUUUUGCGAGUUUGUUCGUUUAGUGGUCCAAUGCGGGUGCUUUCU